AUGAUUAACGUAAAACUGUGUGUUUUGAGCUUGAUGAUAACCCUGGCUUCUUGCCAAACGUCGAAUUCAGGAAAAACUGCAGAACCCAGUGGAAGAUCAAGACAAGUCCAAGGCGAAGGUCGUUUCUUUCCUCCGUUUGUCGGUGGCUUCGGAGGAUUGGGUGGAUUUAGACCCGGAGGAAUCUUUGGGGGCGGCUUAUUUCCGGGUGCAUAUCCAAGACCAGGAUUAUUCGGAGGAUACUAUCCAGGGGGAGGUUACCGUCCAGGUGGAUAUCGUCCCGGUGGAUACUAUCCUGGGGGCUAUCCAGGUGGUUACGGUGGCGGCGGCGGCGGUGGUUAUGGAGGCUAUCCACAGUACCCAAGACCUGGUUUCGGAAAUCGCCCUUACAACGGAUUUGGUGGAGGAGCUGCUGCAUCUCCCAGUAACAAUCGACCAGGAUCCGACAAUUCAAACAUCAAUAAUCGCCCGAACGCAACUCCAAGUCUAGGCAAUCUGAGUCCAAUGCAAGCGGCACUUCUUGGUCAGGCAUUAGGUGCUACAUUGCGACCGCUAUUAGCAGCGAAUGGUGGUGCUGGUCUUGGUGCCGGUCAAGGCGACUCGGGUUCUGCGAGUUCACUGGCAGAUAUUCUCGCUCAACUUGGUUAA
Molecule: messenger RNA, 645 nt
Organism: Eupeodes corollae
Lineage: Eukaryota; Metazoa; Arthropoda; Insecta; Diptera; Syrphidae
Exons: 1
Coding region: 1-645 (214 amino acids)
Source: RefSeq, a predicted model, not a curated record